CCCGAGCUUCGACAGUCUGCAAUGGCAGUUCCGAGUCGCAGGUCCGGUUUGGUCCCUAGGGACGAAGAUCCAGGGAUAGCUGAGGAACAAGUCCCGAAGCCCGCCGUGACACAGCUGCCCUGGUUGCAAUUGAGUAUUGUGUACUGGGUGCAACUAUCCGAACCUAUGACCGGAUAUGUCCUGUUUCCAAUUAUCAACCAGAUGAUCCUUGAAUACGGCCUCACCAAUGGCGACGAGAAAGAAGUCGGAUACUAUGCCGGCGCUAUUAUGUCCGCAUUUUAUGUUACUGAGACUCUUUUUGUCUUCUUCUGGGGACGAUUGUCCGACAGACUGGGCCGUCGCCCAGUAGUCCUCACAGGAAUCCUUGGCUCCGGCGUGACUAUGGUCAUGUUUGGUCUCAUGAGGACUUUCGUCGGUCUCCUGCUGAGUCGUGGCUUGUCUGGAGCCGUCAAUGGCAAUAUCGGCGUACUAAAAAGUAUGAUUGCUGAGAUGACCGACGAGACCAACCAAGCUAGAGCGUGGAGUCUCGCGCCUGUAGUGUUUGCUUCGGGCGCUACUUUAGCGCCAAUCAUCGGCGGCGGUCUUGCCCAUCCUGCAGAACGGUUCUCCAGGCUAUUCGGCAGUUGGGACUUCUUCAAGGCAUAUCCAUACUUUCUACCUUGCUUUGUAGCCUCUAUAUUUCCUUUCUCUGCUUUCGUGGUCUCAGCACUCUUCCUUAAAGAGACACUCCCUACUCGGGACCACCCUCGCAAAGCCGCUGCUAACACUAGUGGGUCGAGUGAGCCUGACUCUGAUCAGGCUGAGCCCUCCGCAUCAACGCCCUUGCUCCAGAAGUCGGAUAAACCCAAGCCACCUCCUAUCCGGUCAAUUUUAACUACCCGAGUCCAGAUUGCCAUCCUCAACUACGGCACUAUCUCUUUAUUGAGUAUCAUGUAUUCGUUCAUGCAGCCUCUCUUCUUGUCGACUCCCCUCGGCAAAGGCGGUCUUGGCUUAUCCUCUGCGGCGAUCGGGUGGAUCCUAGGGGCAUGCGGACUGUGGAAUGGCUUGUUCCAAGGCCUGUUCUUCCCGGCAUUGCAUAGACGCUUGGGGACAAAGAAGCUGUUUAUGAUCAGCGUCUGCACUUAUAUCCCGCUUUUCGUCCUAUGGCCGUUGAUGACCAUCCUAUCAAGUCGCACCGGGUUUAUCACUCUUGUCGUGAAGCUCUUGCUCGCGAGUUCUCGAGGUUGCUCGCAUAUAUUUAUUACGUCCGCUGCUCCGACAAGGAGUUCACUUGGGGCGACGACCGGAUUGGGACAGACAGUCGCGUCUUUCAUGCGGGUUGUCGGUCCAGCCCUUUCUGCCUCACUCUUUGCGGUCUCGCUCCAAAGGGAUCUGUUCGGGGGAUUCCUCGUCUAUCUGAUCCUAAUCAUCCUGGCGCUGGGUACCAUAGCAGGGGGUACUCUAUUACCGACAGUCAUGAAAAAGGCAUCGGAAGAAGCUGAAGAAGUUGAAUAAGGUCACCGUUGUUGUACAUGUAGUCGUCACGUCGUCACU
Molecule: messenger RNA, 1533 nt
Organism: Gloeophyllum trabeum ATCC 11539
Lineage: Eukaryota; Fungi; Basidiomycota; Agaricomycetes; Gloeophyllales; Gloeophyllaceae
Product: MFS multidrug-resistance DHA1 sub-family
Exons: 7
Coding region: 22-1494 (490 amino acids)
Biological process (GO): transmembrane transport
Molecular function (GO): transmembrane transporter activity
Source: RefSeq, a predicted model, not a curated record